AUGGAAUCGAUAUUUCUAUUCAGGUUCAUUUACUUGUUAGCUAUCAAUAAGCAAUUUUCCUUCUUAGAAAUGACAUCAAAACCUCGGCUACGUUUCUACCCCUUUGCCUACGCGUUGUUCACCGAAGAGCUCUGUAAUUACUGUUGGUACUGUCUAGCACCAGUGGAGACGAAAAAGAGAUGCCUUGGUUGUGGAUUCGCUUUAUUUUGUGGCAAGGAAUGUCAGACGCUAGGAUGGAAGGAUCACAAGGCGGAGUGCAAAGGAUUACGCAAGGCAGAAUCGAUUCCGGAUAUUGAAACAAGAAUGCUCGGCAGAAUAGUGUUAAGGCAUAAGGAAAUAUGCAAUGGGAAGGACAAGAAAACAGAGGGGUUCUAUAAGGACCGUACUUCCGAGAGAACAAUUCUUGAAAUUUGGGCUCAUACAGAAAAGAUUCGUAAAGAUUCGUAUGCGAUGAAUAAAUUUGAAGAGAUCUAUGAGCAUUUGACAAAAUUUUAUGAGGAGAAGUUCAUGAUGUCAAAAGAUGUUGUAUUCGAAUUACACUGCAGAGACUAUAUCAACAGGCAUGCCAUCAGCGACAAGGGCUACGUGAAGGAGAUCGGAAAAGGAUUGUACCUGGAUUUAUGUGCAUAUGAUCAUUCUUGCCGUCCAAACACGAUAUUCACUUGCGACGGUUUUGUGGCUACACUAAGAGGAUUGAAUUCGAAUGUGGACAUUAAGAAUAGAUCUACUACAUUUUAUACGUAUAUCGAUUUACUGAGCCGGAUAAUCGCGCCGAAAUCUGUAUAUUUGGUGAACAUUCAUAUAAGAAUGUUAAAUCAGGUGUCAUUACUUGCGAAAGGUGUGGAAAUGAAGUUCCGAAGAUUUCAAUUGCAGGACUACGUCAUGGAGGCUGUGAGCGCUAUGCGAUUCAUUGACAAGAUUAUUGAAGAUAGAGAAGUGGAACAGAUGCCGAAAAAAACUCGUGUGGAAUUUUUGGAAGAUUUGUUAGAGCGGUUUACGAAGAUUCUGUCUGGUAGCAAUAUCUACCUCUGCAAAUUGAUUCAGAACCUCAUUCCACUUACUGCUCCGGAUAACAAUGAAGAACUCCUUCGAUUACAUCUCCGUUCCGAGAAUUGCGUUCGCCGCUGUUUUCCGCAGAAUCAUCCUGCUGUUGCUUUUCAUUUAAGGAAUAUAGGUAUAUUUCUGAAUAAUCUAGACCGGCAUGAAGAAGCAGUAAAGUAUUUUCGUGAAGCGCAGGACAUUAUGGAGUUCUCCUUGGAUGCCGAUCAUUCGAUGACGAUAGAGAAUCGAUCUUUACUGGAACAAACACUGCAGAAUCUCGCCAAUACAAAGAAUCCGGAUAAUUCCAUUAGGGGUACGGACCAGCAUGUCAGUGUUUCCAAUGGAGGUGAGAAACCCGAGAAUGAGGUGAAAGAAGUGCACGAAAAGCCAAAAAUCGAAGAGAAAUCAACUGUAGUGGAGAAGUCGAGUCUACCUAAGGAAAAGCCCGUAGAGACAUACCGUCAACGCGUCUGGCGUCGUGGCCAUCGACGUCGUCAUCUUCACGUUCGCAGUGCCAAAGCCGUCGCAGUUGUCGUCGUAGAGCCGUCCAUGAACCAGGGCUUCGAACUGGAUGCUCAGAAGGAAAUGAUCAUGGACGAUUCAGUGGAGAACAAAAUUAUCGGACAAAUGAACUACAUACGAAUGUUCCUUGCCGACAAACUGGUAUUUCCACCAGAUACCAAAGAGUACAAGUUUGAGUUCAAAGAUCUCGAAGAAUUAGGAUCACUUGGUAAUGGAAGCUUUGGAACUGUGAAAAAAAUGCGACAUAGUUUGACCGGUACGGAAAUGGCCGUGAAGCGUGUUCGGAUAGUCAGUUCUGGUGUAGAUGACGUCGCCAGUUGCCGUUCAAUGAAACGGCUUCAACAAGAAGUAGACGCCAUUAAAUCUGCCAGUAAUUGUAAGCAGAUCGUUCAAUUCUAUGGAAUAACGUUUCACGAGGGAGAUGGUCUAGUCUGUAUGGAACUUAUGGAUAUUUCAUUAGAACGACUUUAUAUGGCUGUACACGAUUUGGGUUAUCCUGCUUUUGAUGAGAAUACGUUAGGAAGUGUUGCUAUCAAUACCAUCAUUGCUUUGAAUCACAUGAAAAGUCAAUAUCACAUUAUUCACCGCGACGUGAAACCUUCAAAUAUUCUGCUUAAUAGAAAAGGUGAAGUGAAACUGUGUGAUUUCGGUAUUUGUGGGUAUCUACAGGAUUCAGUGGCUCAAACUCAGGAUGCCGGAUGUCGACCAUACAUGGCUCCGGAGAGAUUGAUGACAUUUUCAAAAGGCUAUGAUAUCAGAUCGGAUGUUUGGUCUCUAGGCAUCUCAAUGGUGGAAGUAGCGAACUUCGCCUUCCCUUAUCCAGGAUUCACUACAGUGCCAUUGUUCGCCCAACUGGAUCUCGUUGUGCAUGGUGAUGCGCCAAUGGUGUCCAAUCCGCUUUAUUCAACUAAAACUAAAAACUUCAUACAUUACUGUCUAACGAAGGAUCAGGAGAGUCGGCCAACUUUUGCGGACCUGACGAAUACAGCUUUCUAUCAGCACUACAAUUCGAUGGAUAAUUUAAGUGAAUUGGUUGGCGCAUACGUAGCUGAAAUAUUGAGUAAAAUCGAGUCACAGUAG
Ostertagia ostertagi is the source of this 2643-nucleotide messenger RNA. Lineage: Eukaryota; Metazoa; Nematoda; Chromadorea; Rhabditida; Trichostrongylidae. The record is from the annotation of a GenBank genome assembly.